Messenger RNA from Limulus polyphemus (Atlantic horseshoe crab), 931 nucleotides. RefSeq names its product oxalate:formate antiporter-like. The record is from RefSeq and is a predicted model, not a curated record. The coding region runs from base 47 to 415 and encodes 122 amino acids. Lineage: Eukaryota; Metazoa; Arthropoda; Merostomata; Xiphosura; Limulidae. The transcript has 3 exons. Gene Ontology annotation, molecular function: transmembrane transporter activity.
AUAUAUUUUCUUCGCUUAUAAUUGGCACUCUUGUUUUCAGACAUGUAUGGUGUGUCUCUGUGGAAUACUUUGUGCUUUGAUGAUGAGCUUUAUUGCUACUCCACAAGGAGAGAAAGUAAUGUUUAGUGUGUGGGUUUUUCUAAUUUUCUUUACAUUUUCUGGAUUAUUUGUACUGUUCCCAACAACAACAGCACAGACAUUUGGCCCUAUGCAUGCAGGAACCAACUACGGUUUGAUUUUCACUGCACCUGCCCUUUCAUCUUUACUUGGAGCUUUUAUUAUUGAAAAAGUACAAAACAGUCUUGGCUGGUUUGGAACCUUUUCUUUUAUAGGUGGAAUGAGUUUAACAGCACUAUUCAUCACUCUCUUCUAUCCACAAAAUCCUGAAAUUGUGCGUCACCGUCAUCACACAUAGGUUACUGGGACCAAAAGCAACGAAAAAGAUAGAAGAAAUGGAUAAUAUUCAUUUUAUUUUUACAUAUUGUGUAAUAUAGAUUACUUUAUUAUUAAUUCUUGUGUUUUGGAGUAUUAUAAUUACAUGGAGAAAAUUGAUUGGUGAAGUAUACUUAAUGUUAUUCUUGUGAAUUAAUUCUAUAUUUAUAAUUCAUAUAUGCAAUUAUAAGAUGAUCUGGUUUUUGUUUUUACCAUUUUGAUAUUAAAUAGAUAUAUCUGUUAUUUUUAGAGAAAUUAUGCAUAGAAAUUUAUAUUUUUGAGCUGUAAUCAAAUUAACAUGUGAGUUGUGAUAAUACCACAAGUUUAAAUACUUGUAUUGUUGUAAAUAUUUUGGGUAGUAUAUUGGAAACAGUUUUAUUAUUUUUUGAAAUGUUUUAGAAACUACAUGAAAAGAUUUUUGUACGAUGUAUUGCAGGGUGUUUUCCUACAUGUUUAGAAAAUCUAAUUGUAUGGAACUGGAAUUUGUUUUGUGAAAAAA